AUGAAGCUGCUGAGCAUCGUGCUGCUGCUGGGGACUGCAGUUGCAGCCUGGGGCAGUUUAAAGCUCAAGGGGCAUCCAUGCCACCCCCACGCACAGCCCUGGCAGGCAGCCAUCUUCAUACGCUCCAAGUACAACUGCGGCGCCACCCUCAUCAGCAGUAGAUGGGUCCUGACUGCAGCCCACUGCCUGACCGGCCCCAUCCACGUGCGCCUGGGGGAUUACAACCUGUAUGCCCGCGAGGGCACCGAGCAGUACAAAGUCGUGGCUAAAAGCAUCAUCCACCCCGGCUACAACUGCACGGACCACGACAACGACAUCAUGCUGCUCAAGCUGCAGACCCCGGCCACGCUCAACCGCUACGGCGACUCCGGCGGCCCGCUGGUGUGUAACGGGAAGCUGCAGGGUGUCGUGUCUUGGGGCGACGUGCCCUGUGUCUCCACCCUGAAACCCGGCGUUUACAUGAACAUCUGUAAAUACCACGACUGGCUGCAGGCCACCAUGUGGGCAAACUGA
Molecule: messenger RNA, 513 nt
Organism: Emys orbicularis (European pond turtle)
Lineage: Eukaryota; Metazoa; Chordata; Testudines; Emydidae
Product: kallikrein-15-like
Exons: 4
Coding region: 1-513 (170 amino acids)
Biological process (GO): proteolysis
Molecular function (GO): serine-type endopeptidase activity
Source: RefSeq, a predicted model, not a curated record